UGAGCGCCGCUGGCAGCCGCCGAGGCCGUUUGCGGAAGUGUGGUGGCGAGGCGCUCCCGGGGCCUGGGGAAAGCAGGACAUCGCGCCAUCGCACAGCAUGGAGUUGUCACAGGGAUCCCUGACAUUUCUCGAUGUGGCCGUGGACUUCGCCCGGGAGGAGUGGCGGCUCCUGGGCCCCGAGCAGAAGGACCUGUACAGGGACGUGAUGCUGGAGACCUACCGCCACCUGGUGUCCGUGGGGUAUCAAGCCAGCAAACCCCACGCGCUCUCUAAGCUGGAACGAGGGGAAGAACCGUGGACAGUACAGUGUGGACACUGCUGUCUAGUCUCGCCAGAAUUCAGGAAGGUCCAUGAUCCUCUGCCACAUCACUUGUGGUGUCAAAGCAUUCAGAAGAAUGUGGAACAAUGCUGUGAAUGUAAUAUGUUUGCAGAUAUUGUUAAUCAGAGCGGAGGUCAUUACUUAUUAAAGCAAAAUCAUGGAAUGCCUGAAAUAAGUGAAAAACUUAUAGGAUCAGAUUUAAGUUUUGAAAACCAGAAUAAAAGCUGUAACUUAAAGAAUUCUGUUGAGUUGAAUGGAGAGAAGGCAUCCAUUGUGCAUGAUAACCAGGAACAGUUUUACACUGAAAUCAUGUUGCCUGUCAGUACCAAAGUGAUCAAUAGUAAGUCCCAGAUCAACGUAGAGAAAGCACACACAUGCACUGAAUGUGGAAAGGCCUUUGCGAAGAUGUCUCUGCUCAUUGAUCACCACAGAGUUCACACGAGAGAGAAGCCUUAUGGGUGUAGUCUGUGUGGGAAAGCCUUUAGCAGAAAAUCCAGGCUCACUGAACAUCAGAGAAUACAUACAGGACUCAAACAAUAUGAAUGCACUGAAUGUGACAAAACCUUCCUCAAGAAAUCACAGUUCAAUAGACAUCAAAAAAUUCAUAUGGGAGAGAAAACUUAUACGUGUAAUGAGUGUGGGAAAGCAUUCAUCAAAAAGUUUUGGCUCAUGUGUCAUCAGAGAACUCAUACAGGGGAGAAACCCUAUGGGUGCAGUCUAUGUGAGAAGACCUUUUGUACAAAGUCUAAUCUAAACAAACAUCAAAAAACGCAUACAGGAGAAAAACCUUACAGAUGCAGUGAAUGUGGAAAAGCCUUUGUUGAGAGAAAUCAUCUUAUUGCCCAUCAUCGAACUCAUACAGGAGAGAAACCCCAUGAAUGCCAUCUAUGUGGGAAGACCUUCCGUAUAAAAUCUAAUCUAAAUAAACAUAAAAAAAACCAUACAGGAGAAAAACCUUAUAAAUGCAGUGUAUGUGGAAAAGGCUUUGUCGAGAAGAGACGUCUUAUUGUGCAUCAUCGAAUUCAUACUGGAGAGAAACCCCAUGGAUGCAAUCUAUGUGAGAAGACCUUCUCUACAAAGUUUAGUCUCACUGUACAUGAGAGAAUCCAUACAGGAGAGAAGCCUUAUACAUGCAGUGAAUGUGAAAAGGGCUUUGUCAAGAAGAGUCAUCUUAUUGAGCAUCACCGCACUCACACAGGAGAGAAACCUUUUACAUGCAGUGAAUGUGGGAAAGGAUUCUCAUUGAAGCAGUACCUUAUAGGACAUCAGCGAACUCAUACUGGGCAGAAGCCCUAUGUAUGCAGUGUGUGUGGUAAAGGCUUCACCAUGAAGCGCGAUCUCACUGUACAUCAGCGAAAUCAUAUUCCAGAAAAACCAUAUGUGUGCGGCGAAUGUGGAAAAGGCUUCAUUGUGAAGCGCGGUCUCAUUAUACAUCAGAGAACGCACACAGGAGAGAAACCCUACGUGUGCAGCGAAUGUGGAAAAGGCUUCUCGGUGAAAAUGCAGCUGACUGUGCAUCAGCGAACGCACACAGGAGAGAAACCCUUUUUAUGCAGUGAAUGUGGGAAAGGCUUCUCAACGAAGCACUGCCUUAUCGGACAUUUGCGAACUCAUACUGGAGAGAAGCCUUAUGUAUGUAGUGUGUGUGGAAAAUGUUUCACCAUGAAGCGUGACCUCACUAUACAUCAGCAAAGUCAUACUUCAGAAAAACCGUAUAUGUGUAGUGAAUGUGGAAAGGGCUUCAUUGUGAAGAGUCGACUGAUUGUACAUCAGCGAAUACACACAGGAGAGAAGCCCUAUGUAUGCAGUGAAUGUGGGAAAGGCUUCCCACAGAAAAGGCAGCUGCUUGUACAUCAAUGGACUCAUACAGGACAGAAACCUUAUGUAUGUAGUGAAUGUGGAAAAGAUUUCACAGCAAAACGCAAUCUCAUCAGACAUCACCUAAAACACACUGGAGACAACCCCCAGGAACAUAGUGGAAAAGGCUUCACCAUGAAAACUGAUCUUACUUUACAUUAGCAAAGUUAUACUUUAAGAGAAACUGUGUGUGUACAACAAACUGGGUAAAAGCUUUACCCUUAAAACUCAUGUCAAUGUACAUCAGUACACUCAGAUGGGAGAUAAAGUUUGUAUGUGCAAGAAAUAUGACAAAGGCUUAAUUGGGAAAAAUAUGCUCAUUACAUGUCUGUGAAUUCAUAUGGAGAGAAACUGUAUAUACGCAAUGAAUGUGGAAAGAGAAUACUGUGGGUAUUCUUCAGCAAACUCAUAAUGUAGAGAAGCCACACAAAUGUAAAAAAAAGUGGUUAAGGCUUUAGGAAGAAGACAUGUCUCAUGCAACAUCAGAGAUUUCACUCAGGAAGGACUUCCUUUGCAUGUACUGAAUGUGGAAAAUUUGCAUUCAGCAAAAAUGAUAUUAUUCAUCAGAUAAUUCACAUGGAAGAGAAACCCUAUGAAUACAUUAAAUGUGGGAAAGCCUUCACUACAAACUCAGGACUAUGUUUGUCAAAGAAAACAUACAGGAGAGAGGCCCUAAGAGUGCAUCAUUUGUGGAAAAGCUUCUGACCACUUGUCAAUUGUUAAACGUAAGAGAUUUCACAGGUAGUUGCUUUGGGGUAAGCCUGUAUGCAGUAAACAAUAACUUAAUACAACAGAGAAGAUAGGGGGGAAAUGAAUAACUUACUGCAAAGAAUCUGGUACUAUCUUUGUUGGUCAUUUACCAGAUUUUGUGUAAAAAAAUUACAAAACAACUUGGAUACAAUCAGCCUUCAGAAAAUAUUUUAGGACAUUUAUGACCAAAAAGUUUAUCCUGAUACACAUCCUAUGAAUGUGACAGAAUAUGAAAUUCUUUAGUGGGAAUCACUUAUGAUAUAUGAUAAUCAGAAAUCAUGAAUGAAUAUUUCUAAUUAUGGAAAAGCAUCUGCUCAAAAGUAAGACCUCAAUAGAUGUCAUUUUACACUAGACAAUUUUCUUUGGUAGGGAUAUGUCAUGGUUUGCAGUAACUCAUGUUGCCCUAUCAUUUGCCAGAAACUCAUGCAGAAAUAACUCAUGAACACAUUCAAUUUGGUGAACUUUAGCAAAACUUCCAAUAACUUAAUGAAGAAAAGAAUCCUUGAAUCUAAACCUCAUAACCAAUGGGGACCAGGAUACCUUCAGCUACAAUUUCUAAAAAUAUAUAUAUCAGCCAAAACCAGUUUGGCUCAGUGGAUAGAGCGUUGGUCUGCGGACUCAAGGGUACCAG
Molecule: messenger RNA, 3557 nt
Organism: Pipistrellus kuhlii (Kuhl's pipistrelle)
Lineage: Eukaryota; Metazoa; Chordata; Mammalia; Chiroptera; Vespertilionidae
Gene: ZNF615
Product: zinc finger protein 615
Exons: 4
Coding region: 98-2338 (746 amino acids)
Biological process (GO): negative regulation of transcription by RNA polymerase II
Molecular function (GO): DNA-binding transcription repressor activity, RNA polymerase II-specific
Source: RefSeq, a predicted model, not a curated record